Molecule: messenger RNA, 5281 nt
Organism: Coregonus sp. 'balchen'
Lineage: Eukaryota; Metazoa; Chordata; Actinopteri; Salmoniformes; Salmonidae
Source: the annotation of a GenBank genome assembly
GGGCGUGCCCAGGGUCAGCUGGCCAUGGAGGGGGCUCUGACCGCCCGAGACCGCGUGGGGAUCCAGGACUUUGUCCUGCUGGACGCCCACACCAGCGAGACUGCUUUCCUAGACAACCUGAAAAAACGCUUCAGUGAGGACCUCAUCUAUGUGAGUUUGGAAGUGGUCGACUUAGUACCAACAUUACAUAACACACAUAGCAUGAUGUAUAAUGACACCACUUGCAGACCCUACUUGUUGCAAUAGUUUAAGGAAAUAUAUAUUAUAAACAACAUUCUGGGAACUAUCAACUUACAGAUAUUAACCAGUUUUUUCUUCUUCACAUUAAGACCUAUAUAGGCACUCUGCUAGUGUCUGUGAACCCCUACAAAGAGUUGGAUAUCUACAGUAAAAAACUGAUGGAUAUAUACAUGGGUGUCAACUUUUUUGAGCUUCCACCGCAUAUGUGAGUGUCAUAUAAUUAGCACGCCAAUGUGUGUGUAUGUGUUUUUGCAUGUCUAUUUGCAUGUUAAAAUCGUUUUGGUUGUCACUUGUGAGAGGAAAUGCCAAACCACGGGAUAAGCCCACACAUGAUAUACUGGUCAUUCUACAGAAGGGGUGCAAAUUGGGGGUUGAAUUAUAUACUACUCACACACUUUGUUUAUAUUGCAUAUAUGAAAUAUUCCCUGAAUUCCUUAUCACCGCACUAAAUUGGUCACUACCGAAACACAGUGAAACAUCUGCAAUGAAGGGAGAACCAUGCACAGUAGUGAUAAUUUCGAUUAGCCUUCUAUUACAUAUUCAUUUUUAGAAAUGUUACUUGCAUACCAAAUUAACAAAAUAGUCAAAACAUGAUUUUUAAACUGAUUUUUAAAACCUUUAAAUAGAAUUUAGAGAAAUAUGAUUUAUAUUGUUGUCUUUAAAAUGUUCAAUGUUGAUUGUAUGAAUCUGAAACUUGUUGAUUGAUUGAAUUACUUAUGCAUCUAAUUAAUUAUGUUGUUAGAUGUUUAAAUGAUCACUUUACCUAUCUUUAUUUUGACAAAAUAACAGGUGUUUCAGUGUCAAGUGUCACUCAUAGAGAUAAAUGGAGGACUGUAGAUGGCUAUAACUCAUUUAAUAUAGACAUUGCCAUUGAGGGCUUCCACCAUUUAAAAGUAGUCAACUAUGUGGGAAUUCCUAUGGCUUGGGAGUGAUCAGCCAAUGAUCAGAGAGCAUCAAAUUGAGCAUCAAAUUGGGAUGCCUAUGGUUUGUAAACCAAAGACUAAAGUAAUAUCCGGAAGCCAAGACCAAGAUUUAUCCCAAGAUCCAGACCCAGACCCAGUGAGUUAAAGACCGAAUUUAUGUGGUCUUGAGUGGUUUCAAGACCAAGACCAGUAAAUCAAGAGUCCAUGGGCCCUUUCUUCAUUUGUAAGAAACUCAAUUAGAGUAAACUCUAAUACAGUACAGUACAGUAGAGUACAGUAGAGUAGGGUACAGUACAGUACAGAACAGUAUAGUAGAGCGUGGUACAGUAGAGUACAGUACAGUAGGGUACAGUAGAGUAGGGUACAGUAGAGCACAGUACAGUAUAGCACAUAAUAGAUGUCAAUGUUUGGGCUCUUGGAUGGCUGGAGCCCCCCUGCUGGCUAUGCAUCUCAAUACUUGACACUUUUUCCUGAAAUGUGCACUUGCCCACUACCCACAUGGUGGUCCUCUUUUUUGACUUAUUUUGGAAUCCCCAUAGCUGAAGAAAUAGGAAAAAGUAUCAGCACACUUCCAGUCAGAUGCAAAUGUAUUUAAAUUAUAGCUGAGCUUUAAUUAAAAGAUAGUGGGUCAGAUAAGGCCACACAGCGAGCCAGAGGUAAUUGCAGACACCCGUGGUAAUCUGAAGUACCCAAAAGGGCCACUAGAUGUCAUAAUAUCAAAUGAAUUAUAGGAUAGAACAGUACAUGUUAUAGAUGUAUUUCUACUAGAACAAAACACAUGUACACAGGGAAUACCCAUAGCUAACAUAUGGCUGGCUAUCUUUCAUUUGGACAGAUGUACAUCCCAGCAAACAUAUAUUUUAGUACCAAAACCAUACAUGACAUAUUUCUUGAUAUAGAUGUUUGGUAGUGAAAAUACAUGAAGAUUUACCAACUUGCUCACACAUUUUCUCCAAAAUGUUUGCAGACAGACUACUCACCAUGUGGCCAUGCUGGAGAGGGGUGCAAUUCCAUCACCUGGUGAUAUUUGUAGGGGUGUGGCUUAAGGCACAUUCAUAUUACAGUAUUUUAAUGUGUGUUUCGGUAGUGACAUCAAAAGGUGGGACAGCAUUUUUUUGAGAAUGAUGUUUAAAAAAGAUCAAAACUACUUAUUAGAUCAGUAUCUUUCAAUGUAAUAAUAGAACAACUCGAGAUGUUCUACUGAAGUAAUAGUGUUAAAACAAAUGUAAAAUCAUUAAUUGCUUUAUUUUCAAACAUGAAGUUUAGGAGUCAGGGUUUGGGACAACUACCUCUCAAUAGAUAUAGGUGUAUAAACAAUGACUUUGUACUAUGUUAAUUUAACAAUAUGUUUAUUAUUGCCUUGGAUUGAAUUAGAACAUAUCAUGAUGUAAAUAAAUGUCCGACGUUUGGAGACUUAACUGUUUUGUUAAAUAGUUUUAUUGGGGUGGACUGCAAUUUGCACCACUUCUGUAGAAUCACCCAUAUACAACAUUUAUACAGUGCUUAUACGGCUGUCUGACAAAAUACCAUAGGUGGGUCCAGGACUAAAGCAUGGGAGCAGCAUAUACCAUUAUUAUCAUCAUUUUCUGGCCUAGCAUCGGUGAAGAAAUUUGAAAUGUGGAAUGUGAACAUGCAUUUCACUUGAAACACUAUAUUUCUGUAGUUAUGCCCUGGCGGACAAUGCCUACCACACCAUGCUGACUGAGGCCAACAACCACUUCAUCCUCAUCUCUGGGGAGAGUGGUGCCGGCAAGACAGAGGCUUCCAAAAAGAUCCUGCAGUACUAUGCUGUGAGCUGCCCAAGUACCACCCUAUUGGACAGCGUCAGAGACCGGAUGCUGGUGUCCAACCCUGUGCUGGAGGUCUGAUCGGACAGUUCCCAUCAUUCACUAUUAUCACAAAUCUGGUCAGAUCUUGUCCCAGAUCUGUUUGUGCUGUCUCGCCAUUGUGCUGUGCUAUGGUCAUUGUCAUCAUGGCUAUAUAGUACAAACAGAUCUGGGACCAGGCUAUCACACACCCUGGAUUACAUAGUAGUGAACCUCUCAGUGACUAACACCUUUGUUUCCUCCACAGGCUUUCGGCAACUCCAAAACACUGAAGAAUGACAACUCUAGCCGCUUCGGGAAGUACAUGGAUAUCCAGUUUGACAUCCAGGUAAGGAUGGAUGGAGACUAUGGGCUGACGUAAGCAGAAGACAUACCAGGGUAUUGUUUCUUUCAAAUAAUUUUGCUGUGCUUGAUUGUGCAAUGGAGAUAAAUUGCAAUCCCCACCCAUCUGGCACUCUAGACAGGCUCAACCAAAGGCUCAAAAGAUGAAAAAGAAUACCAAUACUAUUUCAACCCAGGGCCCAUAUUCACAAAGCUUGUGAAUAGAGUAGGAGUGCUGAUCUAGGAUCCGUUUUGCCAUUAUAUUGAAUAAGAAGGGGUGACCUGAUCCUCGAUCAACACUCCUACUCUGAGACGAUUCGUGAAUACAGGUCCAGGUCUGGUAAGCAGUUUGUUGACGCUAAUUUGAUCAUUGAUCAUUGUCACAUGUUCGGCACUCUCAGGGGGAUGCCGUGGGGGGCCACAUCCUGAGCUACCUGCUGGAGAAGUCCAGAGUGGUCCACCAGAACCACGGAGAGAGGAACUUCCACAUCUUCUACCAGCUGGUGAAGGGAGGAGAGGAAGACCUGCUGCAUCAGCUAGGCCUCGAGAGCAACUGCCAGCACUACAGCUACCUGGUGCAAGUAUGGGCUACCACUGUGGUUCAACUGAUGUGCUAGCUCGGACUAGGCUAACUGGUGCAUGCAUGGGCAACCACUGUAGUCCGCUGACGGGCUAGCUAGAGCUAGGCCAACUGGUGGGUGCCAUGCAUGGGUGCCACUCUAAUGGUGCCACUCUCUCAAAAAGGGCGAGUGUGCCAACGUGACCUCAAUCAAUGACAAGAAUGACUGGAAGACAGUGAGAAACGCCCUGUCCGUCAUCGACUUUGACGAGAGUGACAUACAAGUGAGUUGCUGUCACACUGUUUGUGGAAACAGCUUUUGUGAUGACAUUCAUUGAAUUGCUUAUUGUACUAUACUGUGCACUACUACGCUGUACAUCAUUUUGCUUUAUGUGUUUUAGAGGGGAGCUGCUUACACACAGCUGGCCACCACCUCAACCCUAACCCUAACCCCCACGUCUCCAUUCUCCACAGCACCUGUUUGGGAUCAUAGCAAGCGUCCUCCACUUAGGGAACGUGCCGUUUGAGCCUGACAGCAAAGGCUACGCCACGUUGAACAACAAUGCAGAGCUCCGCUGGGUGUCAACAGUAAGCCUUGUCAGUCCUUAGACACUCCACAACACCAUGCCAAUGCUUUGCAGACCACAGUCCCUGCACUUUGCUAACUUUGUGUUGUGUGUGAUCAUCUGCAGUUGCUGGGCGUCAAUGUUCAAGUGCUGCAGGAGGGGCUGACAUCCAGGAAGAUUGAGGCCAAAACAGAUGAGGUGAGAAGGAGAAGAGGAGUGAUGAAUUAAUACAUGAAUGAAUUAAUGAAUGAAUGUGAAGAGAGAAGGCAGGGACUACACUCACUAAUAAUAGACAUUUCUAACAUAACUCACUUGUCAGGUCAGGUAGUUUGUGUACCUUCUUUUUCAUCACCAUCCAGGUGCUCAGCCCGUUCACAGUGGACCAUGCCAUCUAUGCCAGAGAUGCCCUGGCCAAAGCCAUCUAUGGACGCACCUUUACCUGGCUGGUCAAUAAAAUCAAUGAGUCCAUGGAGAAUAAGGUUAGCAGAUACAGUAAGUGAAAAGUACAUGUCAAGAUAAAACAGGAGCAUUGUUGAUCCGUGUGAAUGACCACAGUUUCCUGAAAUCUUUUCGACAGGACUCAUCAAGGAAGACAGUAAUUGGUCUCCUAGACAUAUAUGGCUUUGAGGUUUUCUAUGUCAACAGGUAGGUGGAACUAAGUUGUGCAGCACAUUGUAGAAAAUUAUUGGGCUACAUUUUAAUGUGCACUUCAAUUGACAUCUGUUGUCUGUCAAUUCCAGUUUUGAACAGUUCUGUAUAAACUACUGCAACGAGAAACUGCAGCAGCUUUUUAUCCAGCUGACAUUAAAAUCGGAGCAGGAGGAGUAUGAAGAAGAGAGCAUUGGG